Messenger RNA from Apodemus sylvaticus (European woodmouse), 960 nucleotides. RefSeq names its product meiotic nuclear division protein 1 homolog. Gene Ontology annotation, molecular function: double-stranded DNA binding. Bases 217 to 834 code for a protein of 205 amino acids. Gene Ontology annotation, biological process: reciprocal meiotic recombination. Lineage: Eukaryota; Metazoa; Chordata; Mammalia; Rodentia; Muridae. The record is from RefSeq and is a predicted model, not a curated record. Gene Ontology annotation, cellular component: nucleus. The transcript has a single exon.
UGAAGGAUGCCACGGACAAGCUAACUCAAGCUGGAGACUCACCACAGGGUCCUGGAGCUCAGCCACUCUGCUUCCCUUGACCAUGGUUUUCAGAGCUGCCAAGUGAGACCAGAGAACUUGCCUUGGGAGGAAGCAUUGUGGAAGGGCUUCUCUCCUUAAAAACAAAACACCAGGUUGUUGGCGCCAGACUCAAACAAGGAGGCCGCUGCGCGCAAUAUGUCAAAAAAAAGAGGACUGAGUGCAGACGAAAAGAGAAGCCGGAUGAUGGAACUAUUUUUUGAGACAAAAGAUGUAUUCCAACUGAAAGACCUGGAGAAGCUUGCUCCCAAAGAGAAAGGCAUCACCGCCAUGUCAGUGAAAGAAGUCCUCCAGAGCCUGGUGGACGACAGUAUGGUCGACUGCGAGAGGAUCGGGACGUCCAAUUACUAUUGGGCUUUUCCGAGCAAGGCUCUUCAUGCCAGGAAGCGCAAGUUGGAGGCUCUGAACUCUCAGCUGUCAGAGGGAAGCCAGAGGCAUGCAGACUUACAGAGGAGCCUUGAGAAAGCUAGAGUUGGCCGGCAAGAGACGGAAGAACGGGCCAUGCUUGCAAAAGAACUGUCUUCAUUUCAAGACCAACGGGAAAAACUUAGGGCAGAAGUGGAAAAGUACAGAGAAUGUGACCCCCAGGUUGUGGAAGAGAUACGUCAAGCAAAUAAAGUAGCUAAAGAAGCUGCCAAUCGAUGGACUGAUAACAUAUUUGCAAUAAAAUCCUGGGCCAAAAGAAAAUUUGGGUUUGAAGAAUCUAAAAUUGAUAAAAACUUUGGAAUUCCAGAAGACUUUGACUACAUAGACUAAAAUGUUGGUGCUGAACAAGGGUCUGUGAGCUUGUAAAUAUGUCAGGUUUUAAACAUCUAACUAAUGUUACCCAAUAUCAUCUCUGUUAAUAGUUUAUCAUCUGUAUAAUUAUUUAUCUAUCUGUUU